Messenger RNA from Cornus florida, 1640 nucleotides. RefSeq names its product probable 1-acylglycerol-3-phosphate O-acyltransferase. The record is from RefSeq and is a predicted model, not a curated record. Gene Ontology annotation, molecular function: A2-type glycerophospholipase activity. The transcript is spliced from 9 exons. The coding region runs from base 109 to 1395 and encodes 428 amino acids. NCBI's taxonomy places the organism in Eukaryota, Viridiplantae, Streptophyta, Magnoliopsida, Cornales, Cornaceae.
AAAGAAAAGAAAAGAAAAGUUUUGCAUGAAAUAAAAGGAAAAAAGUAUGCACGCAAUCUUCAUCACUUUUAAUUGAGUCAAACCUUUGUAAAGCAAAAUGUUAUACGUAUGUACAUACAUACAGAUACAUAUAUAAGUAACAAAUAUGCAGAGACGGUUGAUUGUAUAACAAUCAAGAACCGUACGAGCUUUGGACCGAGGUGGUCGAAUUCACUGGCGAGAAUGGCGGAGGAAAUCAGCGCAUCAGCUGCGUCAACUACAACAGGAGCAAAAUCAACAACCAGAUCGUUGUGGCCCUCCGUCCUUCGUUGGAUUCCCACCUCCACCGACCACAUCAUCGCCGCCGAGAAGCGUCUUCUAUCUCUUGUCAAGACUCCAUAUACUCAAGAACAGGUUAACAUAGGGUCUGGUCCACCGGGUUCAAAAGUUAGGUGGUUUCGUUCUGUGAGUGACGAGCCAAGGUUUAUCAAUACGGUUACCUUUGACAGCAAAGAUGGUUCACCCACUCUUGUAAUGGUUCACGGUUAUGGUGCUUCUCAAGGGUUCUUCUUUCGAAAUUUUGAUGCACUUGCCAACCAUUUCAGGAUCAUUGCUAUUGAUCAGCUAGGUUGGGGUGGAUCAAGCAGGCCUGACUUCACAUGCAAAAGCACUGAAGAAACUGAGGCCUGGUUUAUUGAUUCUUUUGAGGAAUGGCGUAAAGCCAAAAACCUGAGCAGCUUCAUAUUACUUGGGCAUUCUUUUGGAGGGUAUGUUGCAGCAAAAUAUGCUCUCAAGCAUCCCGAGCACGUACAACACUUGAUUUUAGUGGGACCUGCUGGAUUUUCAUCAGAAUCAGAUGCCAAGUCUGAGUGGUUUACUCGGUUUAGAGCAUCAUGGAAAGGAGCUGUUUUGAAUCAGUUAUGGGAGUCUAAUUUUACCCCUCAGAAGCUCGUCAGAGGUCUAGGCCCCUGGGGUCCAAAUUUGGUUCGCAGGUACACAAGUGCUAGAUUUGGUGCAUACGCAACUGGUGACCUUUUGACUGAAGAGGAGUCCAGUUUACUGACAGAUUAUGCUUACCAUACUCUGGCGGCUAAAGGUAGUGGAGAGCUGUGCUUAAAAUAUAUCUUUUCCUUUGGUGCAUUUGCUCGGAUGCCUCUUUUACACAGUGCGCCAGAAUGGAAAGUGCCAACCACCUUUAUAUAUGGUUUCCAAGAUUGGAUGAACUACGAAGGAGCUCAAAAAGCUCGUAAUGAUAUGAAGGUCCCAUGUGAAAUCAUAAGGGUUCCUCAGGCUGGCCACUUUGUAUUUAUAGACAACCCAAAUGGUUUCCAUUCAGCUGUAAUGCAUGCUUGCCGCAGGUUUCUCUCACCUGACCGGGACCACCUCUCUCUCCCUGAAGGUCUGACAUCUGCCUAAGAGGAGAUAAUUUGUUGUAAUAUUAUAUUCUUGUGCAUAACUGAAACAGGUCUCGUAGUCUUUAUGUCAAGGACCCAUUAAAUGUACAUGGAACCAUAGACAUUUUUUCGGAUGUACUUGUAUAUGAUAAUAAUCUGUCUGUAUAUACUUAUAUCUGAAGUAUAUGGCUCUGUAUUUUACAUCAUAUAGUAAUCCUGUAAUUUAAAUAUUCUUGAAAUUUUCUAAUGUAUUAUUAUUCGAAGUAA